Poeciliopsis prolifica (blackstripe livebearer) is the source of this 3081-nucleotide messenger RNA. RefSeq names its product PRP40 pre-mRNA processing factor 40 homolog A (gene prpf40a). Gene Ontology annotation, molecular function: protein binding; RNA binding. The transcript has 27 exons. NCBI's taxonomy places the organism in Eukaryota, Metazoa, Chordata, Actinopteri, Cyprinodontiformes, Poeciliidae. Gene Ontology annotation, biological process: mRNA cis splicing, via spliceosome. Gene Ontology annotation, cellular component: U2-type prespliceosome; U1 snRNP. The record is from RefSeq and is a predicted model, not a curated record. Bases 37 to 2685 code for a protein of 882 amino acids.
GAUAGGUGCUGGAUUUCCUUGGACGUUGCCGUCAACAUGUCUUCAACGGAGACAAAUAAUGGCCCAAGCCAGGCGGCCCCUUAUGCAGCUGUCCCCCCUGCAGCCAUACCGCCUCCAUAUAUGGGACCACCAGGAAUACCACCUCACUUCCCACCCAUGGGAAUACCCCCUAUGGGGCAGCGACCUAGCAUGACUCCAAUGCCACCUGGAAUAAUGCCACCAGGCAUAAUGCCACCAAUGGCUGCUCCACCAAUGGGGCAGAUGCCAAGCAUGAUACCGCCCAUGAUCCCGGGAAUGAUGCUGCCUCCUCGGAUUCCAGCUGCAACCAUGCAGCCGACGGGACCCCCUGGUGUUGACACCACAGUCCCUGCUGCAGCUGCACCUGGAACAACUAAUGCAACAAAUGGAUCCCCUGCAGAAGAACAGCCAAAGAAGAAAUCUGUGUGGACAGAACACAAAUCUUUAGAUGGGAAAACAUAUUAUUACAAUACAGAAACCAAACAGUCCACAUGGGAGAAACCGGAUGAACUGAAAUCUCCUGCAGAGCAAAUGCUGUCUAAAUGCCCCUGGAAGGAGUACAAGUCUGACACAGGGAAGCCUUAUUAUUACAACUCCCAGACAAAGGAGUCCAGAUGGACCAAACCCAAGGAGCUGGAGGAUCUGGAGGCUAUGAUCAAAGCAGAGGAGAGUGGAACAACAGAGAUUGCGGCUCCUGGAACGACUGCCACUCCUAUAGUGCAGGCCGACAAAAAUACAGCCGCCACGGCCACCGUAAAGGAGGUGGAAACUGCAGCGGCGGUCCCAGAGGAGCAGCAGUCCCAGGUGACCGCACAUCAAACAGCUGAGGUCAAGGCUGUGGAGGCACCUGUGACUUCCUCAGAGAGCGCUGUCAUUGCAGAGAGCAAACCCAGUGUCGAAGUCAAAGAAGAAGAACGACCUGAACUUCAGAAGAAAACCUACAAGUGGAACACAAAAGAAGAAGCCAAGCAGGCCUUCAAAGAGCUGCUGAAGGAGAAGGGGGUUUCCUCAAACUCCUCAUGGGAACAAGCCAUGAAGCUGAUUAUCAAUGAUCCUCGCUACAGCGCACUUCCCAAACUGAGCGAGAAGAAGCAGGCGUUUAAUGCCUACAAAGUCCAAACUGAGAAGGAGGAGAAGGAAGAGGCCAGGAUUAAAUACAAAGAGUCCAAAGAAAAGUUCCAGAGGUUCUUGGAGAAUCAUGACAAGAUGACGUCUACCACCAGAUACAAGAAAGCAGAGCAAAUGUUUAAUGAGCUGGAAGUGUGGAGCUGUGUUCCUGAGAGAGACAGACUGGAGAUCUACGAAGACGUGUUGUUCUACCUGGCGAAGAAAGAGAAGGAACAAGCCAAGCAGCUGAGGAAGAGGAACUGGGAAGCUCUGAAGAACAUUCUGGACAAUAUGGCUAAUGUGACAUAUCGCACCACCUGGUCCGAGGCCCAGCAGUAUCUGCUGGACAACCCCACGUUUGCUGAGGACGAAGAGCUGCAGAAUAUGGAUAAAGAGGACGCCCUCAUCUGUUUUGAGGAGCACAUACGAGCUCUGGAGAAGGAGGAGGAAGAAGACAAGCAGAAGACUCUCCUCAGGGAGCGGAGACGGCAGCGCAAGAACAGAGAGUCCUUCCAGAAAUUUCUGGAUGAGCUCCAUGAUCACGGCCAGCUUCACUCCAUGUCCUCCUGGAUGGAGAUGUACCCGACCCUGAGCUCUGACAUGCGCUUCAGCGGCAUGCUGGGCCAGCCUGGUUCCACUCCUUUGGACCUCUUCAAAUUCUACGUGGAAGACCUGAAGGCCCGUUACCACGAUGAAAAACGAAUCAUCAAAGAUAUCCUCAAGGAUAAAGGCUUCCUGGUGGAAGUGAACACCAGCUUUGAUGACUUUGGAUCUGUUAUCAGCUCAGACAAGAGAGCCACUACUCUGGAUGCUGGGAACAUAAAGCUGGCCUUCAACAGCUUACUGGAGAAGGCUGAAGCCAGAGAGCGAGAGCGAGAGAAGGAGGAAGCCCGCAAGAUGAAGCGGAAAGAAGCAGCUUUCAAAACCAUGCUGAAGCAGGCCACACCGCCGCUGGAGCCAGAGGCCUCAUGGGAAGAAGUCAGAGAAAGAUUCCUGAAAGAAGCUGCCUUCGAAGACGUGACGCUGGAGUCAGAGAGGAAGAGGAUAUUCAAAGAUUUCAUGCAUGUCCUGGAGCAUGAAUGCCAGCAUCACCAUUCCAAGACAAAAAAGCAUUCAAAGAAGUCCAAGAAACACCACAGGAAGCGAUCACGCUCUCGAUCACCGUCAGAGUCAGAGGAGGAGGAGUACCACAAGAAGAAGAAGCGGUCCCAGUCCAAAUCUCCCUCUGAGCGCUCUUCUAGUGGAGAAUCUGAGCGAAGCUAUAAGAAAUCCAAGAAACACAAGAAGAAAGGCAAGAAGAGGCGUCACAAGUCUGCCUCACCGGACUCCGACGGCGAGAAGAAAGGAAGAGAGCGUGACGGGAAACGAGAGCGAGAUUCAGAGAAGGAUAAAGAGAACGACAAGACUCGGGGGAAAUCUCGCUCAGAGUCUAAACAGAAAUCUCCUAAAAGGAAAGCAGCCAAAGAGGAGGGUGGCUGGGACACAUCAGGCAGUGAGCUGAGUGAAGGAGAGCUGGAGAAGAGAAGAAGAACUUUACUGGAACAGCUGGAUGCACCUUGAAACUGUUCAUGUCGCUGUUUUCUGCUAUUUGAACACUUCAGCAAACGCGCAUUCCCCCCCGCAGGCUCACCUGACUGUGCAGGCUGCCCUUUGAAUGAGGAAACUAAUGGGAAUGCUCUACACUUUUAUUUUGUGACUUUGAUUUCAGGAAUCUUGCCACCUGAUCAGUCUGUGACUUGUUAGCUCUGAAUAUCUUCUUUAGGGGGCUGUAGUGUUUUUUCAUUGACAGUCAUUUUUAUGAUCUCAUUUCAAUAAAGGCGUAUCUUGAAGCCACGCAUACUGUUUUUUUCAAAAAGUUAGAUUUUACUUACAGUAAUUGUACACAGUUAUUCAUUGGUCAAGGUUCUGUUCUAUUAUUUUUAGUAAAUUCUAAUAAAAUAUGUCAAUUACCAAGGA